Messenger RNA from Cotesia glomerata, 2348 nucleotides. RefSeq names its product geranylgeranyl transferase type-2 subunit alpha (gene RabGGTa). Gene Ontology annotation, biological process: protein geranylgeranylation. Bases 347 to 2044 code for a protein of 565 amino acids. The record is from RefSeq and is a predicted model, not a curated record. The transcript has 9 exons. Gene Ontology annotation, molecular function: protein binding; Rab geranylgeranyltransferase activity. Lineage: Eukaryota; Metazoa; Arthropoda; Insecta; Hymenoptera; Braconidae. Gene Ontology annotation, cellular component: Rab-protein geranylgeranyltransferase complex; cytoplasm.
UAGUCGGAACAUUUAAAUGUCAAAAUGUUGAAUUUUUUGUGUAAAUUUAGUGUAAUCAAGUUAUGAUACCUAUCAUAAAUAAUAAAAAAUCGACGUGACAUAGUAUUUAUUAUUUUUAUGAGUUAAUUAUAUAAAAAUUGAGAAGAAAACUCAACAGCCAAUUUGAUGAAUCAAAUUACCAUAUUGUGCGUGACCAACUAAUGAGGUUAUUUUGAACUAACGAUCAAAUACGUUCAAAUCUACAGAAUUCAACAGAAAAGAUAAAAAGUCAAGCAAUAUUUUAAUUUAAGAGAUUUUACCAUCCAGAAGCAUUUUACAUCAAUUCUUAUUUUCAAUUACAAUUAAAAUGCAUGGUCGUGUGAAAGUUCGUUCAACAGCUGAACAAGAAGCUCGAAAAAGAAAAGAAAGGCAAAUCAAAAUUAUACAAUACAGGAAGACAUUAAAUUCAAUUUUUGAAAAGAGAGAUAAUAAUGUUUUCAACGAUGAAUUGAUAAUGUUGACUGAGCGCAUAUUACUGGAAAUUCCGGAUUUAAAUACCGUAUGGAAUAUUCGCCGAGAAGCAUUUAAGAAGAGAGAAAGUUGUCAAGAGGAAUUUACUGAACUAUUAAAGAAGGAAUUGACUCUCACUGAGAAUUGUCUACAGAAAAAUCCAAAGUCAUAUAGCCUGUGGCAUCAAAGAUAUUGGAUCAUUCAGCAUUUACCGACACCAGACUGGAAAUCAGAACUAGAACUAUGUGAAAAAUGUCUCAAUUUCGAUGAUAGAAAUUUUCAUUGUUGGGAUUACAGACAGCAGUUGGUUAAAAAAGCGGGAGUAUCAAAUCAAAAAGAAUUUGAUUUUUCUGAGAUAAAAAUUAUGAACAAUCUCUCAAACUAUUCUUCUUGGCAUUAUAGAAGUAAAAUUCUACCUGCUCUGUUUCCUGAUCAAACAGGAAAGUUACCAAUUUGCAGUGAAAGAUGUAAUAAAGAAUUAGAUCUUGUUAUAAAUGCCGUAUUUACGGAUCCUAAUGAUUCAAGUGCAUGGCUUUAUCAGCGUUGGCUUCUGGAUUAUAACGCUUUUAAACCAAAUACCUUAUGGCAAAUAGUAGUCAUAGAUAAUCAUGCAGCAAUAGUAUUUCAUGGUGAUACUCAAAUUAAACCUGACGAAUUGAUAUUAACUCGUCGAUAUGUUCCAUUAGAUAACGACAUGAAAGAUUUUACUCAUCAAAUAUCUGUUUGGCAUUCAUACGACAGUAAAAUAUUCUCGAAACGAUGGCAUGCGAUUUUGCCAGAUAUUUCUUCUGAAAUAGAUAAGAAAUUUUAUUCGAUAUCUAUUGAGUAUAAAAAUAAAUCUUAUAAUCUUCAUACAUCUGAAGAUUGUAAUGUUUGGUUUUAUAAAUCACCCAUCGAAUACGUCAACAAACAUGAUACUCAACUAACUGAACAAAUGAUAAAUAUUCAAAAAUUACUCGAAAUGGAGCCAAACAAUAAGUGGGCAUUAUUGACUCUUAUAUUUCUUAUGAAAAAUCUGGAUUUGAACAAAUAUUAUGAUGACAUCUUAAAAAAUUUAAGCAUUCUGUCCAAAAUUGAUAAAAUUCAUGAAAUGUCCUAUACUGAUAUCCGAAGCAAGUACAUUCUAGAUUAUAAACUUCAUUCAUAUUUAACAAAAGAAAAUUACAAACGAUUCACGAUGAUAGAUUUGUCCAACAUUCAACUGACAGUUUUGUACAAUGAACAUUAUUUGAGUUUUUUCGAGCAGGUAAAUCUCUCUGGAAAUCAAUUGAAUUUUUCAUUACACCGAUUAGCUGCUUUACAAAACUGUAAGAAGUUAUCCUUAUGUAAUAAUAAUCUAAAAAAUCUAAAGAACUUUCCAUAUUUGCCUAACCUCGAAUGCCUUUCACUACGAAAAAAUGAACUGACAGAUAUUGAAGAAAUUUUGAAUUUACUAAAACUGCACAAGCUCAUUAAACUAGAUAUUCGUAGUAAUCCUAUCUGGACUAACAAAAGUAAAACCAUUUCAAAAAUUUUCAAUGUCACUCCAAGUUUAAUAUUAGAAUCUGAUAAAUAACGCCCAAUUUUUUUUUUUUCAAAUAUCUUCAUAAAUAAAAGUUUAUACUGAGUAAACUUAUAAGAAAGUAAUUUACAACAAGUUUUAUGUUGUGAAAAUUCCUAAAACAAUCAAUUUUCUUAUAAAAAUUAUACUUCUAAGUGUGUGUAAAUACAAUUCAAUUGUAAAAUAUUGUUAACAGAAAAUAAAAAAUUGAAUUUUCUGUAAAAGUCUUUUUACUUACAUUCUUGAUAAAAUAUCAUGAAACAAUUCGUAAAUUUCUGAAUAAUAAUGGUGGUGUUAAUAUUUACUUAUAAUUACGAUA